This is a messenger RNA of Engraulis encrasicolus (European anchovy), 3843 nucleotides long. RefSeq names its product fidgetin like 2 (gene fignl2). The transcript is spliced from 3 exons. Bases 237 to 2603 code for a protein of 788 amino acids. The record is from RefSeq and is a predicted model, not a curated record. NCBI's taxonomy places the organism in Eukaryota, Metazoa, Chordata, Actinopteri, Clupeiformes, Engraulidae. Gene Ontology annotation, molecular function: ATP hydrolysis activity; ATP binding; microtubule severing ATPase activity.
CAUAGCACUGCACACACACGUCUCCACCGCUCCACGGCUCCACGGGUACACAGCGCUGUGCUUCAGGGAUUAACUAUCUGGCUCUGAAUUUUUUUGCGGGGAAAUGCAGGCAUGAGUAGGGUUGGGUGUUGUGAAGUCCCAGAGCGCUCGCAGGCCGACUAUGGAGUAUAGCCGGGAGGACGCCACCCUGGGUUUCCCUGCAACACUCUCCUCCUAACCAACACCCAGUACACAGAAUGCUGAGUCCCAUUGUCCCCUAUAGCCUAUUGAAGAUGCACUGGAAUGCGGAGCAUGCCCAGCCUAUUAGCCAGUGGCCCGAGCAGCAUCUGGACGUGUCCUCCACGACCUCAUCCCCAGCCCACAAGUCCGAGCUGUACGGCGCGGGGGGUGGCCGCGGUCCCCACGGGGGACAUGGCGGCAGUGGCGGCCGCGGUGCUGGUGGCGCCUACAGCUACGCCUGGGCCAACGAUGACAUCUCCGCCCUCACCGCCUCCAACCUCCUCAAGCGCUACGCCGAGAAGUACUCGGGCAUGCUGGACUCUCCGUACGAGCGUGUGGGGCCGGCGGUGGGUGCAUACGCCGAAACGCCCGGCCCUGCAGCUGUGGCCGCUGCCGCCUUCGGAAGCCUCAACGGCGUCCAGAAGACCGAGCUGGAGCCAUGGCCGCUGUCACACGGCUCUGACGGCUCGUAUCCACUGGUGCCCGGCUCGCACGACGGGCUCGGCGGGGGGCCCAAGGUGGUGACGCCGGCCUCCGUGGUGGGGCCCCCUGGUGGCUCAUCGGUGAACAGCAGCCUGUCGGACUCGGCCUACAGCGGCAGCAGCUCCUGCAGCGGCCCCCACUCCAGCGACUACCCCCCCACCUACAACGGCACCUACCUCUCCUCGGGCUACUGCCCCCAGCCCGGCUCAGCGCUGACCCCCACCUCGCUGCACGCGCUGCAGCCCGCGCCCACCCUGGUGCCCAGCUACACGCCCAGCACGCCCGUCUACAACUACCCGCCCAGCACCUACCCGCACCCCCACCAGGCCGGCCUGGCGCCCAGCUACAGUCACCCAGCGCCCCCCUACCUGCCCUCGGGGCUGGCCGCCCCCACCCCUCUGCCCUCCAGGCCCACUGUGGUGGGGGGCAGCUACGGGUACCAGACCACAGGGGUACUGGGCGGGGGCUCGGACACUGGCAGCGGCGGCUCUCUGAAGAGGAAAGCGUUCGAGAUGAGCUUAGAGGACACGGAGGACGGGACAGACGGCAGCUCGAGAUACAGGAAGUACAGCUACGACGCCAUGAAGCCGGGAGAUGACACUUCUUCGCCCUACAUCUCCGUCGGAGACAAGGCCGGCAACGGGUUCGGGACGUCCGCCAGCGACCCCCAGCAGCAGCAGCAGCAGCAGGGCUUCAAGCCCAGCAAGCCCUCAUCACAGGCAGCAGAGGACAUGGGCAAGUACAGCGGCCUUAAGCCCUUAGUGUCCCCCCAGUACGGAGCCGGGGGAGGUGACUACAGCCCCCCGGCGGCCAUGACGGGUGAAAACGGCCGCAGUGGAAGCAGCGGUGGCGACCAGGGCUUCAACACCCAACACCGCUCCUCAUCCUCCCUGAAACAGCAGCAGAGGAGCUCCAGCACCUGCGGCGAGGGGGGCGUCCUGAAGAGCGCAGAGCCCCACAUCCUGGACCUGGUGACGGGGGAGCUGCAGGACUGUGGCCCGGCGCUGCUGUGGGGUGAGCUGGCAGGCCACGUGCACCUCAAGGCCGAGCUGGAGGAGGAGCUCCUGUGGCCCGCGCUGAGGCCCAACUCUGGAGGCGGAGGUGGCAACGGCGCUGGGCAGCGGGCCCCUCGCACCGUGCUGCUGUUCGGGCCCCGCGGCGGAGGCAAGACCACGCUGGCCCGCUCCCUGGCGUCGCAGCUAGGCGCCACGCUGUACCGGCUCAGCGCCGCCGCCCUGGUGGGCAAGUGGAAGAGCGAGGCGGAGCAGGUGCUGGGCACGCUCCUGGCGGUGGCGUCGGCUCGCGCGCCCGCACUCGUCUACAUCAGCGAGCUGGAGGCGCUGGAGGACUCCGACGCCGGUGGAGUGCGGCAACAGCUGCUGUCCGCCCUGGAGAAGGCGCAACACGGCGGCCACGACCACCACCAUCACCAUCAGCAGCAGCUGUUCCUGGUGUGCUCCACGCGCCGGCCAGACCUCCUCAAGGAGCCUCUACUGCGCUGCUUCGCCAAGCGCUACCACGUAGGGCUCCCAGACGCGGCAGCGCGGCGCCAGGUGCUGCUGCAGGCGCUGGCGGGGGGGCUGGGUGGCGUAGGGGUGGAGCUGAGCGAUCGAGAAAUGGCCGCCGUGCUCCAGCGCUCCGAGGGCUUCACCGUGUGCCAGCUGCUGCAGCUGUGUCAGCAGGCUGCCUCCUCCGCCAACGCCAACGCCACCUCGGGGGUGCACGGGCACGGGCUCGGGGGCGCGCUGGGGGCACCACUGGCACCCCUGGCCAGCCCCGCGUUUAAGGACUUUGAGAACGCAUUCUGCAAGGUGCGGCCCCCACACAGCAACAGCAACAGCAACAGCAGCCCCAAAGAGAUGGACACUUGCAUGGAGUGGAGCAAGGUGUACAGCCAUUGAGACAAAGAGAGCAAGAGUGAGAAACAAAGAACACAAGACAGAGACUGCGAGUGGGACAGAUAGAGAGUGUGAGCGAGCGAAAGAGACCAGUCAGCCACUGUUUCUUAGCUGGAGAGAACUGCUUAUCCUAUCUUCUCUUUGCUUUUUCAUGUGCAAAGCCUUGUAGAGUUUUUUGUAACUACUAAACGACAGCCAAAAGAAUUGGGUUAAAGGAUGGGGAGAGAUUUACUGUGGGGGUUAAAGUGGAGCCAUUUGGAGUGUUUGAAUGAAUGGGAGACUUGAUGAGGAUGAUUAGGAUGAUGAUGAUUAUUUUCCAUCCCUCCCUUAAAAAUGAUACAUAUACUUUAUUUUUUUCCCAAAGAAAAAAGAAGAAAAAAAAAUCAACAACAUAUUAAGCCUUUUACUUGGACGGGGCAAUUUGAGUUGUUUUUUGGCGACUGACAAGUUGAGAAGAGGUCUGAAUUCUUUACGUCAGGUGUUCACACAGUCCGACUAGCCUUGAUCCUGGACUAAACCUGGAGAUUUAGCCCCUUGAUUACAGAUAAUCAAGUAUGAGAAAGAAAGAAAGCGAGGAAGAAAGAAAAAAAAUAAUAUCCCCAUUGAUUGCAAUUCUCAGGAUAAUAUUUAUUGCCAGUCCACCUCAGUGGCAUUGUAUUAUUUUGUUUUGUUUUGUUUUGUUUUUCAUCAUUUUGUCAUUUUACUUUUAAAUUGAUCAUUUGGUAUUAAAAGGGCUUAGGAUAUAUUUAGAAGCAACCGCAUUAUCUUCUCGUCUUGACCAAAAAAAAUGUUAAAAAGCGUAAAAGAUCAAAUACAGCCGUAGUGUACAGGUCAGGAGUCAGGACUACCAUACGGCAGAGUACCAUAGAGUUAUUAUCCUACAGUGUCUCUGCCGCCCUUGACACAGUAUUCACCAGAGAUCACCACUAGUUUCCCAUGUGUGGCUACCGUUAGACACGCACAGCUGACCAUACGGCAUAUGCAGAGUUACCGUAUCUCACUGACGCAAGCCGACGACAGACACUGUAAAAAAAACCAUGGAGAAGGCAAAGGCGAUCGAUCAUGUGUGCACUUUUGUUGUUUUUUAUUUUUUUGUUUAUACAGUAAGCACCGUCAGGUGUGAGUACCUGUCGCACUGACGUUUAGCAACUUAACGCAGCAACUUAGUUAGCGCUGAGCAGAGCAGCAUCGAAACCCACCGGACAGCACUGCUGAGCACAUAUAUACACACAGCACCAUAGGA